UUACAGUCUAUUGACCUAACCUGUGACGUGUAUUGAAAAGCUCUCAAUGCUCUCUCCCAUUCACUCGACCUGCUCUUUAGUGAGUUUGUGUUCAGCAGACUGUAAGUGACUCUUUAGAGAUUGUUCACUGAAACAGAAUGAACUCGCUGGUCCACUCAGAUGAUUCAGUAAAGUCACAGGAGUGGAAGGACGAGGUUUCCCACUCACAGAGUCACUGUGGCUUUCCUCUAACAGCCUGGUCAUCAGUAGAAUCAUCAUCACUGUCUGCAUUUAGAUUUUUGUGCCUAACCUCUGUAUUGCUUGACAUUUAUUGUUUCAAAACUGGGUUAUAAACCGUGAGGGCUGGAUUUCCAAUUAUAGUGACAAAAAACAGAAAUCUUGAAACUGGAUUUGGAAAAAAAUGGUGACUGAAAUUUGAAUGGCUACUUUGUCUUCAUUACAUCAGCAGCAAAGACCUCAAAAAGCUGGAUUUUCCUGUUCAACUGGACUAAUGUGGUAACCGAUGCUGACUCCAUCAUGCUGUACUUCCAGGUGGUGAUACUCGCUGCUACAGUCAUGCUGGUUUACUACUGUGAGUUCACUGACACUUUCAGUCCAGCAGAGCAGGGCUUCAUUUGCAGAGAUCCCACUUUGACCAAACCUGAUCCUGGACCUGAGCAGAACAGCCGCAUGCCACCUAUAAUACUGUACUCUGUGGUGAGCGGACUACCUGUUGUACUGAUUUCAGGGGUGGAAGUAGUCAUCUUCCUCUUUUACUACAACUCAAACAACUUUUAUGAGCAGGAGAAGGUUGUUGUCGUGGGAGACUGCUGCUAUGUUAACCCCAUGGUGCGCAGGACUGUCCGUUUCCUUGGUGUCUUUGUCUUUGGUUUGUUUACAACAGACAUUUUUGUUAGUACUGGUCAGAUGGUCACAGGAAGUCUGGCUCCCUACUUCCUGUCUGUGUGCCAGCCCAAUUACACUGCUCUCGGCUGCCAGGAUACAGCGUUCUUUGUGAGCCAGUCAGAUGGCUGUACUGGUGACCCUGAUGACAUCAUCAGAGCCAGGAAGACAUUUCCCUGCAAAGAGGCUGCACUCAGUGUCUACUUAGCUGUUUACUUGGCAAUGUACAUCAUGUCCUGUGUUGGAUCUGCAGUGGGGCGUCUGGCUGGGCCCUUUGUCAGCCUCUCAUUGGUCAGUCUGGCUUUGCUAACAGGCAUCAACAGAGUGGCUGAAUAUCGUAACCACUGGAGUGAUGUUAUAGCAGGACAAGGCAUUGGUGCUGCUGUUGCUGUCUUUCUGGUUGUUUUUGUGGUUCAGUAUUUCAAAAAGAGACCUGUGAUUCCCCAGAGUCCCUCAGACUCAGGCACGGCUAAUACCGAUGAGGUUUCCCCUGAAGUCAAUCACAAUAUGGAGACCAGUGAUAAG
Haplochromis burtoni (Burton's mouthbrooder) is the source of this 1407-nucleotide messenger RNA. RefSeq names its product phospholipid phosphatase-related protein type 5. The record is from RefSeq and is a predicted model, not a curated record. Gene Ontology annotation, biological process: phospholipid metabolic process; signal transduction; phospholipid dephosphorylation. NCBI's taxonomy places the organism in Eukaryota, Metazoa, Chordata, Actinopteri, Cichliformes, Cichlidae. Gene Ontology annotation, molecular function: phosphatidate phosphatase activity.